AUGGUGGAGGACUUAGCAGCCUCCUAUAUUGCUCUGAAAAUGGAGAAUGAAAUUCUCCAGGCCCAAGUGCAGAGGCUGAUGGAAGAAAAUGCUGCCUUGUAAGCCCAGAUCUCAGAGCUCCAGAAGCCCCAAGCAGCCAAGGAGAAUAAAUCACUCCAGAAGCCCACAGUGGCCCAGGAUGCCCCAAAACCCUCAGAGCCCCUGGAUACCCCAGAAGCCUGGGACCAUCCAAAUCCCCCAGAGUUUGAAGAGCCCCAGAAGCCCAGGGAACCCCAGGUACUUCCAAUUGCCCAUGGACUCUCAGCAGCCUGCAAGUCCCAAAAACCUCCAGAGGCUAAGGAGCUCAAAAAGUUCCCAGUGGCCCUGGAGGCCCACAAGCCCUCUGAUAGCAAGGAGGCCCAGGAGGUCCAGAAUUCAGAGCUCCAGGAUCCUCGAAAUGCCCAAGAUCCCCAGGAGACACCAGAAUACCAGGAGACUUCAACACACCUGGAGCCCCAGGAGCCUCUACAGUCUAGCAUGCCUCAGGAGCCCCUGGAUCCUUCAGAUGCCCAGGAGUUCCCAGAGCUCUCAGCAUGCCAGGAGUCCUUGGAGGGCCUAAUAGCUGCUGAGACAUCAGCAGCUUCAGAGUUCCUACAGUACCUCAGUGGGUUAGAGGCUGAAGCUUUACCCUUAGAAUACCCUUUAGACUUCAAUAGGAAUGUCCAGAAGCUUUCUGAGUUCCUGGUUCAAUUGAAUAGCUACAUGAGAGUCAGAGGGCACCUGUAUCCCACUGAAGCAGCCUUAGAGAGUUUUGUUGGUAACCACUUAGGUGAGGCAGGAAGGUGGUUCCAGCCCUUAGUAGAUAUCCAAAGUACCCUGCUAGAGCUAUUUGAAAGUUUCAUACAAGUGCUCCAGAAUACUUCUGACAAUCCAGAGAACAUGGAAGAUGCCAACCACUGCACCCGUAAGCUUUGCCAAAGGGAAAACCUUGUCCACCAGUGUGUGACCCACUUCUACCUCAUUGCUCAAGAGCUAUACUAGGAUGAAAGAACUCUCUGCAUCCAGUUUCAGGAAGGGCUUGCUAGUUCUAUCCGAGAUGAACUGUCUCACACAAGCCUAGCCACCAACCUGUCUGAUCUGAUCACCCAGUGUAUCAGCCUAGAAGAGAAGCUAAGUGGUAAGCCUGAACCAAAUCCACAAGGGGCAAGCCCCUCUGAGGAGAGAGCUGGGCCUGAGAGUUGACCAGCUGAAAGGCCUGUGCAGGCUGCAGGCAAUCACCGACACUUCAGUGAAGCUGAACGGGCCCACUGCCGUAAAGGCCACUUGAGCCUCUACUGUGCUCAUCCUGGUCAUUUUGCCAUAAAUUGCCCUGUCAAGCCUCAUCAUGUCCAGCAGGUGGGAAACAUCCAGGCCCAGCGGUAA
Molecule: messenger RNA, 1401 nt
Organism: Miniopterus natalensis
Lineage: Eukaryota; Metazoa; Chordata; Mammalia; Chiroptera; Miniopteridae
Source: RefSeq, a predicted model, not a curated record